Messenger RNA from Rhododendron vialii, 2862 nucleotides. RefSeq lists its product as uncharacterized. The record is from RefSeq and is a predicted model, not a curated record. NCBI's taxonomy places the organism in Eukaryota, Viridiplantae, Streptophyta, Magnoliopsida, Ericales, Ericaceae. Bases 1 to 2862 code for a protein of 953 amino acids. Gene Ontology annotation, molecular function: nucleic acid binding; RNA-DNA hybrid ribonuclease activity. The transcript is spliced from 4 exons.
AUGACGUUGGCGAUGUGCAAAAAACUUCGAGGUUGUAAGGAUUUGCUGAAGGAAUGGGAUCGUGCUAAUUUUGGGGACUUGUGCCUCCGAAUUGUUGGUAUAAAAGAACAAUUGUUGGAUGUUCAGAAACAGCUUGGAAAUGGUAACAACCCAGACUUUAGGGCCUUGGAGAAAGAGUUGAUUCGUAAGCUAGAAGACCUAUGGCAAAAGAAUGCGAUGUUUUGGCACCAACGUUCUCGGGUAAAAUGGUUGCAAAUGGGGGAUAAGAACUCUCGUUUCUUCCAUUUGACUACCAUUCAAAGAAGGCAACGAAAUCAGAUAGUGAGACUAAAGGACAAUGAUGGAGUUUGGCAUUCUGAAAAUAAAGAGAUUGCGGGGAUCAUUAAGAACCACUUCCAAUCCCUGUAUGAUACCCCUCCUGCUAGGGACUUUGGGGACUUACUGAGUUUGAUUGAACCUAUUAUUACGCCGGAGAUGAAUGCUUGUUUAGUAAAAGAAGUCUCCCUUGACGAAGUGGGAGCUGCUGUAUUCGCAAUGGGACCUCUUAAAGCGCCGGGAUCUGAUGGUUUUCCAGGGUUGUUUUACCAGACUUAUUGGGAUGUAGUUGGUGACGUUGUCUUCGAAGCGGUGCAGAAUUUCUUCCAAAAUGGGGUUCUUCUUCGAGAGGUAAACCAUUCAAAUGUUACACUCAUCCCUAAGGUUGCAAACCCUGAAACUAUUAGCCAAUUCCGACCGAUUAGCCUCUGUCGGUUUGUGCACAAGAUUAUUUCUAGGAUUCUCACUACCAGACUUCAAACAUUAAUGGGGAGUAUUAUUUCAGAGCAACAAUCAGCUUUCAUCACAGGCCGUCAGGUGCAUGAUAACAUCAUUGUGGCCCAUGAAGUGUUCCAUUUUCUUAAACAUAAGAGGGUGGGUUCAAAAGCUUCUGUUGCUAUAAAAUUAGAUCUUAAUAAGGCCUAUGAUCGAGUGUGCUGGGAGCCUGGGACUUCAUGUUUCAAGUCAUGGUUAAACUGGGUUUCGAUAAAAAGUGGAUUGAUUGGAUUAAGCAAUGUGGGUGUUCGGUUAAAUAUUCCAUCUAUGUCAAUGGGGGCCAGAUUUGCUUUAGAGAAUAAAUCCCUGGCUGGUGUCCGCAUGAGGAAAAGAUGCCCAGUGGUAUCACAUUCGUUAUUUGCAGAUGAUUCCCUAGUUUUUCUUGAUGCAGUGCCUCAAUUCUGCACCAAUUUCAAGGAGUUGAUGAAUUGCUUUAGUGAAGCUUCAGGCCUGUCCCUCAAUGUUCAUAAAUCAAGCCUCAGUUUUUCAGCAAAUACACCGGACAACCUCAAGAAUGAGAUCAAAGGAAUUCUGGGCAUGAAAGAAAUGGAGGGGUCCACUACUUAUUUGGGGUUACCGGCUCUUUGGGGAAGGUCAAAAAAAGAGUCCAUGGGCUACCUCAGAGAUAGGAUCAUCAGGAAAGUUCAAGGGUGGAGUAACAAUCAUUUAAACCAGGCGGGAAAAGAGGACUUCGAAUCUUUCAAUUUAGCCCUCCUUGCUAAACAAUUCUGGCGCCUUCUGACUAAUCCAAAUGCUCUAUGGGCAAGAGUUCUUAAGGGACUUUACUUCAACAACAAAUCUUGUAUGGAGGCUGUUCGAGGGGCCUCGCCAUCGUGGAGCUGGUGUAGCUUAUUGGAAGGAAGAAAUCUCAUCCAGGAGGGAGUCCAAUGGAGUGUGGGCAAUGGAGAAUCAAUUCAAUUUUGGGAUGAUAACUGGAUUCCGGAUCUUAAUGGGACUAAGGUUGCCUCUCUUCCUAAUGUUCAAAGGGAGCCUCUUAAAGUGGUUGAGUUCAUUAAUCAUGUCACCAAAACUUGGGAUUCAGAGAAGCUGAAGUGUGUUGUCCCUGCUGCGGAAGUGGAAGCCAUUUGCAAGAUCCCAAUCAGCCUUACUGGUUUGCCUGAUAAACUCAUUUGGAAACACACCAACUCUGGGAAUUACACAGUGAAAUCAGGUUAUGGCCAAUGGUUUCUGAAUAAUGCAAGGAAUAAUCAAGCAGCCCCCUCAACGUCUCAUGUUCCUCCAAAAACUAUGUGGAAUCGCCUGUGGAAUAUCCCAACAAAUCCUAAGGUACGUAUGUUUAUGUGGAAAGUAGUUUGCAAUUGGAUUGCUUGUAGAGAAAAUUUGUUUAAAAGGAAAUGUGCUACCAGUCCAAUAUGCUCUAUUUGUGAUCAUGAAUCUGAAUCCAUUGAACAUUUACUUUUUCACUGUCCUUGGAGUCGAGCUGUCUGGUUUGGAAGUGGGAAGUCCUAUUGGGUAUUGAGAAAUGAGAGGGUUACAGCUGAUAAAUGGAUGGAAGAUCUGUUGUGCGGAGAUUUGGCAAAAGAAACUACCAAAGAAGAUAUAGGGUGUAUUUUUCAACUCUGUUGGGCCAUUUGGAAAUCCCGGAACAACUGGGCUACUUUUGCAAAGGUGAGGAAUUCUCCUACGGUUGCUGCACCAGUGGGUAGGAGGAAUCCCCCCCCCCCUGGUGUUCUUAAAAUUAAUUGUGAUGGAGCGUAUCAAUCUUCCCGCAGCUAUGCUGCCUUUGGCAUUAUUGCCAGGGAUAGUGGUGGAUUAGCUCGAUUUUUGCGUUGUGAUCGUGUAAAGAGCAGUUCAGCAUUGGCUAUCGAAGCAUGGGCAUUAAGGAUUGCAUGUGCUAUAGCUUUAGCGAUGGAUGUUUCUGUUGUAAUUUUCGAAUCAGAUUGCAAAAAUCUUAUCGACAGCAUCAAUGACCCGAAGGCUCAGGUCGGUUGGCAGAUUUCUACAACAGUAGAGAAUAUUAAAAGAUGGGCAGGUGCAAAGCAAUGGAGUUUUGUGUGGACCAAUAGAAAAAACAACUCAGCGGCUCAUUGA